CAAUUUGUUUAUUAUCUGGGUAGCGAAAAAUGAGUCAUUUCGUGCGCGUAUUGUUGGAAUCGCGUCAUUCGCUUUGCGCGAGAACAUCGCUAUCAUCAACAUCUCGCGUGGCGGUAACAACGGUGAACAACGAGGCAGCGGCCGUCGUGACCCUCUUAUCGAACGGCCCGAUAUAUCUUUUUUUCCUUCGCGUUGCUAUUUAACCACAGCGCGACGUGACUGUCGCGCUGUUGCAUCGCGCGCGCACGCACGCACGCACACAAAAACAGACUCGCGAACGAGUCCGAAAGGAGGAGCGAGUCGCCGUCGCCGUCGGUGAUCAACGAAUAUCAGUUCACGAUCGACAGCCGCCGACCCCGAAGGUGCGCGUUGACGCCGUACACGAACACUGCCGACGCAUGAUUCGCCUGGACGAGAGCAGUCGCGGCGCGGUGACGGGCACGUCGAACGCGCGACAAUGUUCUGAUAAGAUAUCCACGACGGUUCUUCCUCAGAUGCGAGCCGACAACGCAGACAUGUCAUCUCUAAGAAAUGUCACCGAGUGGACGUCCUCCGACGUGAAGACGUGGCUGAUAGAAAAUGGUCACGAGGAGUACGCGGAUUUGUUUUACCUUCACGAGAUCGACGGAAAGGUGCUUCUGACACUGAAAGAGGAAGACUUGAAAUCUAGUAUUUUGAAUAUAAAGAAGAUUGGUGCUAUAAAGAAAUUGUAUCUAGCCAUAAAGCAACUGCAGAGGGACAAUGUUGCCGUUCUGUUUGAUCUGGGUUACAUGGAUUUGUUUCCUUCAACAAAUUUUUAUACUCAUCAGAAUAAGCAUGAGAUGCCCAGUACUGGUACAAAUAAUGAAACAUCUAUCGAUCAUGAGUUUUAUUCAGCUUCGGUAUCAGAAGAUGGACAUGCUUCUCACUUACCACCUGAAAUCUGGAAGACAGUCAUCAGUUUAGGAUAUUUAUUUAUCGUCACGUGGAUUACUGCCUUUGUGAUGGUUAUUGUUCACGAUAGAGUGCCUGAUAUGAAGAAGUAUCCUCCGUUGCCAGACAUAUUUUUAGAUAAUGUACCUCAUAUUCCUUGGGCGUUUGAUAUGUGUGAAGUUACUGGUACUCUGCUUUUUGCGAUAUGGCUUAUUGUGCUUAUAUUUCACAAGUAUAGAUUUAUUUUGUUACGGAGGUUUUUUGCAUUGUCGGGUACAGUCUUCCUACUGAGAUGCGUAACGAUGCUCAUUACUUCGUUAUCAGUGCCAGGUGCACAUCUACAAUGCCAACCACGGAAAGUUCCGGAUGAAGAUUGGUCAAAUUCUGCAUAUGUUGAGCUGUAUAAUAAAAUAGCAAUGGCUUAUGUUAUUUGGCGAGGUGCCGGAAUGUCUAUUCAAGGUGUCAGAACUUGUGGGGAUUACAUGUUUAGCGGACAUACCGUGGCGUUAACUAUGCUUAACUUUUUCAUUACAGAAUAUACUCCGAGACAUUUGUAUUUUUUACAUACUUUCACAUGGAUGCUCAAUAUGUUUGGCAUCUUUUUCAUCUUAGCAGCCCAUGAACAUUAUUCCAUCGACGUUUUUGUCGCAUUUUAUAUAACUUCGCGAUUAUUUCUCUACUAUCACACAUUGGCGAACAAUCAAGCAUUGAUGCAACGCGACUCGAUCAGAACCAGAAUCUGGUUUCCGUUAUUCAGCUUCUUUGAGGCAUCCGUUGAUGGCAUUGUUCCUAACGAGUACGAAUCGCCGUCCUUGAUAGUUUGCAAUUUAGCAGGCACAGGAAAGAACAUCUGGCAUUGUGUACGAUCUCGGAUUUCUUUCCGAAAUGCGCAGCGCAAUGUAAAUGGCAGUCUAAGCAGCACAAAAAAGGAAUACUAACGUUAAGUAACAGUACAUAUUCCAUUUUUCUUAAUUACUACGUUUAAGACAAAUAUGCGAUAUAGGAAGCUAGUUUUUUGAUCCCAAUUAAUAUAUAUAAUGGGAAAAAGGGACAAAAAAAUGUUUCUUUGAAAGGGAUCUUUCAAAUGCCUGAAAUAUCCAAAUUCCAAAGAAAUGAAAAUGAUCCUAUAUUGUAUAUUUAUCUUUUCAGAAUGUUGACUGUUUGUUUGACAAAUUUGUUUAUAUGUUGUAAUAAUAUUGAGCAAAAAAGAUGUAAUAUUAAUUCCUAAAAUAUUUAUUUUUGCGAUAGGAUUAUUACGAUACCAAAAGAGAUUGAACUAAUUUAUGAUACAAUUAAUAUUACAUAAUAGUUAACUUCUACUACAACAGAAAUAAUGUAAUUUAAUCAUUAAGAACUCUCCAAAGAUAAUACAUAGUGUAUAAAGUACUUUGCUAAUCCAACGUGCAUUCCGAGCAUGUUGUAUCGUUUAAGAUUUUCUUAUUUUUUUUUAUAAUUGUAUAUUUAUUUACCCAUGUAACUUGCUCAUACGUACUUUCAUUUUUUUUGUGAUAUAAAAAGGAAGUUAUAUCGAGGGCUGUGCCGCGACGGCCUGCGGGACGUUAGAUUUUAUCAGGAAUGUUUAAUAACUUUUGUUGGCAACUAAGUUAAUGAUGAUGAUAAUAUUUAAGUAUUUCUAGAUUACAUAUUUCUUGAAAAGAUACGUAUUUUUUUGCUAACAACUGAAUGUAACAUUUUGAGAACAAAUAUGUGUUAUACUAUCAUGCAUUCCUGAUAUUUGAUAAAAUUAAUAAUUUAAGAUUCCUGUUUACUCAUUACAACCAUGUUGAAAUAAUAUGAUUUUAUUUUUUGCAUUAUGUGCAUUGAAAUACAUUUUUUCAGUUUUUAUUUUUACCAUGUUACAAAUCCUUGUUUCAAACAGUAAUAAUUAGAUGUAAAUUUUAAUCAAUAGUUCCAAGGUUCAUUUUUGCUGAUAACGUAAAGAAAAUACAUAUAUACAUGCUUUUGCUAAUGCAUAAUAAUAAAAAGAAAAGCUUGUUUGCUGAUUAGAGAAAGAAUUAAUGUGAUUUGCUAAUAUGGUUGCAGUGAGAACACAGGAAACAUUGACAAAUGUGGUAUUAUUAUACAGAGGCUGAAAAUAUUGCUGUUAUUGUGACUUCUGAUGUAAAUUUGUGCGGAAAAUACUUGUAUGAUAUGAUCGUACGAAAUAGUUUCUAUAUGAUUAUAUAGAAGCUAUUGCCAACAGCUAUAAUAGCUUUUUAAUAUUUCAUCCAUAUCUAUUUUUACUUAUGUGAUAAAUAACUUAAUCUUGUUGGCGUUAACGAGUACUGAUUAUUGGUAACUUGUUGAUGGUGCCUGAUCGUUGGUGUUUAUUACUUUAUAUACUUCCAAAACUAUGCAAAUGAACUUUCUCUCGCUAAUAUCGACCAAUAUACCGACUUUCGAAAGACAGUCGGAUUGAUUUGACGAUGGAGAAAAAUAGCACGAAUAAAAAACAUCAAUAUUUCAGUAAAAUGUAUUUUUAUCGAUGAUUAAUAUGCAUUUCAGUAUUACGAAUCCUCUCCUUCAUUUUUUCUAAAACAGAGAAUUUCGGUAAGACACGUAUCUUUUUUUUACAAUUCAUAAUUGAAAAAAGAUUUUGAAUUAUAUAAUUUGUUGUUUCUAAUCCUUUUAUGGUUCAUCACAUAAUAAGUAUUAAGAUUUCUACCUAUGAGGAAAAAAAAUAUUGUCAAUUAAUCAAUUUAAUAAAGUUGUUUCACACACGAUGUAAUACGCAUGCGCGCACAUAAUGGUGCAAUCCACGCGUUAAGGCAUAACGUGAUGCCGAAUAUACGUACAAACAUAAGCACAUACAUUUAACGUCAAAAAGUUACAAUAUUUUUAUCCUUAUGAGUUUCGAAGCGUGUCUUUGAAUCACGAGAUUUAAAUAUUAAUUUAAUUUAAUUUAACUUAAUAUAGUUGAAGUUAAUUAGUAGGUUAUGAUAGGUUAGUUUGAACGAGUUAUAAUCUUAAAAAAUCUGUUAAAGAAUACCUUGUUCUAAUUGCCAAGGGAUGAUUAUGGCAGUAUUUGUCCACUGUUCACGCUUUCAACGUUUAAUUGGCUUGAGUAACAAUGUUGUUGCUUUAUUUUCGGAUUCCACACGAUAUUCGUUGCAGAAUUAUAAUAAAUCACAAUCAUUUGCAACAUCUAUCAAUGACAUCAAGGAUGAAAUCAAGUCAAAUACAAAGAAACCA
Pogonomyrmex barbatus (red harvester ant) is the source of this 4104-nucleotide messenger RNA. RefSeq names its product Sphingomyelin synthase related (gene SMSr). Gene Ontology annotation, biological process: ceramide biosynthetic process. Lineage: Eukaryota; Metazoa; Arthropoda; Insecta; Hymenoptera; Formicidae. Gene Ontology annotation, cellular component: endoplasmic reticulum membrane; Golgi membrane; plasma membrane. The record is from RefSeq and is a predicted model, not a curated record. Gene Ontology annotation, molecular function: ceramide cholinephosphotransferase activity; sphingomyelin synthase activity; protein binding.